UGAAUGAGAAAUUCAUCAAUUAUGAAGUGGUUAAGAAAAUAUUUACUCUAUAUUCCGACUAUCAGUUGGUAAAAUAACAUAAUGCCAGCUGGUGAGUACUAAGGUAAAUAUUAGUUUAAUUUUGGACAUUAUUAUUCAGAUACGAGAGAAUUGUGACAAUGUGACCAAGUAAUUGACAUGAGUUUCAUCGGAAGUACACCUGAUGUUUCAAUUACGUCGUCAUUGUUACGUAAUGAAUCAACAAGAAAGCAGCCGUCUAGAUUUACGUUAGGUGAACUUGCUGUUCUCUCUGGGUCCACGUUUCCAUCUUCCUCACAAAACUACCCAGAACCGCAUUUGUUGGAUCCUUUCAAAGACGCCAAAAAACUUCUUCAUACAAUUCGCCUAAAAAAGUCAAAGGAACAAACUGAUGACCCGCAGAAUGAAUGUGAUUCGGCAGACGAAGUUCUUAAGCUGGUCAGAAAGAAAGGCCGGAAAAAACCAAGGAAUAAGGAACAAGCACAGAAGGACGCCGAACAAAGACAUAAAGAUUCUGAAACACAAACAGACAUGGAAAUCGAGGAAGUCAUCAAGGAACUUGAGGAGCUGGAUAAGCUAUCGGCCAUUGUCUCGGGAGACCGACAUUCAUACCGGAAGUCAAUGUCGCAUGUCAAUCAAGACCCGGAUAUCAAAAUUGCUGAUGACUUAUUGCAGGAGUUGGAUUCUGCUAUUUUCCGGAAUACUUGUACACAAACGGAUUAUCUUUCUAACAAAAAGAUUUUUCAAGAAACAAUUGAUUUCCCGUUGCCUCGUCGAGCGGUGCAAUCUAAGAUAGACCACAGGUGGCCCAAGGGUCACAAGCUGCACCUGAAAUUUUGCUUCGAUAAAAAAAUACGUGCAAAAGAUGUUUGAAUUUUUUCAUAGUUUAUGUAAUACAUACUUUGUACAUGGUCUUUGUGCCUUAACUAAAAAAAUAUUUUUAAGAUAGUUGAAUUCUUUGUUUAACUUAUCAAACUUUAAAACUUGAUUGUCUGGCAUUUUUGCCUUUAAAAGAACCAACAUUGGCAUUUUAAUCACCAAAAUAAUCCUGUAUGUUAACAAACAAAGGAUUUUUUUAACCUGGAUGACUUAUCUUAAGAAAAUACUCUUUUCCUCUUCGACCGACGUAUUGCCAACCACAUCUUUUUGAUGAUAUUAAAGAAAUAUUUAGAGAAAUUAAAAGUUUCUCAAACCAUUUGCAUUAAUGGUUUUUUUUUCAUCUUUAUCUAAAAUAAAUUUAAACUAGAACGCCCGUUUCACAUAUCAUUCUUCGGACUAAGUUAUAGUUUAAAAAAAAAAUGUUUUGCUACGUCAUGCAAUUUAUUUUUUUUAGAUGAUUUAAAUUUUAUAAACCCAAUGUGGUAUAUAAAAAGUAGAAUUAUAUAGAAUUAUAUAUUGAACUUCUGAUUUUUAAAUAAGGUUAAAUAUUUAUGGCAACAUUAAUGCGAUGUUUUACCCAUCGUUUCCACAGCUCUUUUAUUUUUUUUAUUGUUUUUUUUUUAAAUAUUGCUUUAAUAAUAACAUUGUUAAUGUUAUUUAUAACGCGGGUUAUGUAAUUUUUUUCUGCAAUGUUCGAUACCUUCAUAACACGCAUGAAUCAUCAGAAAAAGCAUUUUAUUAUUUGUUUUA
Magallana angulata is the source of this 1647-nucleotide messenger RNA. RefSeq lists its product as uncharacterized. NCBI's taxonomy places the organism in Eukaryota, Metazoa, Mollusca, Bivalvia, Ostreida, Ostreidae. The coding region runs from base 178 to 891 and encodes 237 amino acids. The record is from RefSeq and is a predicted model, not a curated record. The transcript is spliced from 5 exons.